CUGGUGGCCCUGUUUAUCAGGGAUAUCGAUGUAGAGGUUCAUGAGAACCGGGAUUUCAUUGAGCGGCAAAUCAAAGUUGCUGAGCAAGGUAUCGAUUCGAUCCUCCAAUGGGACGGAGCUGUUGUACUUGGGGCAGAACUGGGGCGGGCAAGUCCAACUUCCUUUCGCCACUUCGGCUCCGGCCCAGUAGUAAGCGGCAGCUGGCAGGCCGUGGUUGGCCACCGUCUCCCACAGCGGCUCCCCGAGCCAGAACUUGGGGUCGUGGCUCGACGUAGUGAACUCGUCGCCGGAGGCCGGGUCGACGAAGUAGUUGUUUACGAUGCCGUGGUAAGCCGGGUAGAGGCCCGUGACGAGGGAGUAGUGGUUGGGGAAAGUGAGGGUCGGGUAGACCGGGAUCAGACCCCGGUCGGUCGACGUUCCCUCGGCCAUGAGGCGGUCGAUGUUCGGGGUGGGCGUCUUGAACUGGUACCCGAACCGGAAACCGUCGGCGGAGAUCAUGAUCACGACCGGGCGGGGGAGUUUGGGGCUGAGCCGGCCGGUUCGUUCGAGGGAAGAUAGUUUCUGGCCCGCGGAGGAGGAGGAGGAGAAGUAGAGGAAGCCGAAAGCAGAGGCGGCGGAAAAGCCGAUGCAGGUGAGGCAAUGAGAGCCGUGAAUAUGAGUGGGUUAGUGGCCGGGUGGGUCGUGGAAUUGCGGCGGGUGUCUUCGUCGGAGAGAAGAGGUGUGGUCUGGCUUGGCGCCAUGAUGGGAAGAGAAGAGAUGAGUAGUGGUGGGAUGAGCAGGUUGGAGGGAUGUAUUAAUAAUGUGGCGAAGCAAGUGCAA
Messenger RNA from Linum tenue, 819 nucleotides. The record is from the annotation of a GenBank genome assembly. Lineage: Eukaryota; Viridiplantae; Streptophyta; Magnoliopsida; Malpighiales; Linaceae.